CACACACACACACACACACACACACACACACACACACACACAGCGCACCUAAAAACACAGCGUGAUAUAUGAUACCGCGCAUGCGCACUGAAGUGCAAAAAGCACCACAAUACUCCAAGUGACUUAUCCACAAUCCUUAAUCGGAGCCGGAAACAGUGUGAAUGAUCUCGUUUCAGAAAUAUUUAAAGAGACGCCGAGUGAAUGUGGGAGCAAAAGUGUGAGAAAAGGAAAUGGCCAGUGAGCUCGACUUGCACGGCUUGUUUGAACACAACGGCACCUUCGAGUAUGGGGACUACGAGUAUAAAGAGGACUGCAUCAGGACCAGGACCAUUGUGGCAACCUUUUUCUCCGUUUUGUACUCAGUGGCACUGCUGCUGGGACUUUUGGGGAAUGUCUUGAUGCUCGUUGUGCUGUGGCAGAAGAGGUGUAGCUGGAGCGUGACAGACGCCUUCGUGCUUCACAUGAGCGUGGCCGACCUGCUGCUGCUCCUCACCGUGCCACUUUGGGCAGUGGACGCUGUGCGAGGGUGGAGCUUUGGCAGUGGAGUGUGUAAGCUGACUGGAGUGUUGUUUAAGAUCAACUUCUACUGCUGUAUCUUCCUGCUCACCUGCAUCAGCCUGCAUCUUUACUGUUCCAUAAAUCAUACCAGGCAGAUGGGCUUAUGUAGAAAGCCCAGGCUGGUACAUCUCCUCUGCCUUGCUGUUUGGAUCUUCUGUCUUAUUCUCUCCAUCCCGGACUGGAUGUACCUGAAGGCUGCAAGUAAUUCCAAUAGAGAGAAUGAUAUCGAAUGUGUGUACGAGUACCCAUCUCGAGCAUCACGCGUGGCUUCGUGUUUGUGCUUCCAUGUGUUGGGGUUUUGGAUUCCUGCCAUAGUGCUGCUCAGCUGUUAUACUUGUGUCCUGGAGCAGUGCAGAUCCGAUCAAUAUGUGCAGAAGCGGAGAGUCGUAUACAUCAUCCUUGUUCUCUGUGUCGUCUUUUUCCUCAGCUGGACACCCUACAACAUUGCUCUGGUAGUAGACACCUUUCAAGAUUUACCCAGCAAAUCCACAGAGUCUUGUGACAAUCACAGGUGGACUGCAUUGAAAAUCACACAUGCUGUGGGUGUCCUUCACUCCUGCUUCAACCCUCUGAUCUAUUUGGGGUUAUCAGAAAAAUUCAGACGCUGGAUGUUAACCGUCGUGACGUGCGGCAGUUGUGCAGUGGAGAAUGGUGAUUUUUUCCCAUGGGAUUUUAGAGAAAUUGACACACCAACUUCUGUGCCACAGGAGGAAAAAGGAUCACUGUGUCCAACGAAUGAUACUGAAAUGACAGUUACACAGACACAGCAGAAAAACAAUAACGACAUUGUCUGAUCAUGAUACGGACCCAAAAUUCUUGUUUGUAAGUGAAAUGCUGGUUUGCAAAAGAAGUUUGUAUAUUUUUUUAUAAUGUGAGCAAGUCUUCAAAAGCCAAAUAUAUGUACAUGGGGUCCCAUUUUUAUCAAAGUGUGCAUAGAACAAUAUACACAUUUGUGUGUAAAACCCCCAGUACACAUACAUUGGUAUUUAUGUGCACUCACACUCACACACAGCCGAACCCAGUGAAUGUAAAUAAAUCCAACAAAACGCUGCUCUCUUUAAACAGCACAGCAGGGUGCUUGUGGUAGUAGGAACUUAUGCUACCGUUACAAAUAGAAGCAUAAAAAGCCAGAACAGUUUAGUUCAUACUUUUUAUAUCCUUCUUCCCCACUUACAUUAUGAAGACCUUUCAGGGCAUGAGAAAGUAGUGUGAGUGAUAUAAAUAAAGGGAAGACAGGUCAUUAAUCCUCUUGUUCAUAAGUAUUAUGCAUAAUACAGCAAUUUUUUUUGACUCAUUUGAAAUUCAUUUGUCUGAUACUGAAAUCAAUGUAGAGAAAAUGAGAGUAAGACCUGUUUCUAAAUACUUACUAAAAUGCACCUGUGAGGGGAAAAAAAGACUAAAAAGACAUUUGAGAUAAAGAUUUAAUCAGCACACUCAGCAGAGCAUUUCCUGUUCUGAAACACGUUGUUUCCUUCUGCAAAGCUGUGUCUUAUACAGCAGUCUUGAAGCAAAGCAUCGUGCGAACCAGUAUUUAGCAGUACAAUUUAUACAGUUUUAAUAAGCGUGUUGUCUCUGUCACAUGUCUGCAUCUCAUGUGCAGAAGAAUCAACUCAUGAUGAUAUAAUUGAUAGUCAGUUGGACUGAUCACAAUAACCUGCUAUUACAUCUUGCCAAUACCAGCAAAACCCCAAGGUUUCCUGCAUAUGUCCAUUUAGCAAGCAUGCAUAAAUAUACACAAUUUCUCAUGAAAAACUUGAUCAGUUACAUUAAGGGAAAUGUGGGCAGAUAAAUGAGACCCUUGAUAACAAAUGAAAAGAUUUUAAUUUUCAAAGAUUUUAAGUAUUAUAUAUAUAUAUAUAUAUAUAUAUAUAUAUAUAUAUAUAUAUAUAUAUAUAUAUAUAUAUAUAUAUAUAUAAUUUUUUUAUUUUAAAUUUUUUCCUGAUACUUUCCUGAUACUGAUAUCAGUGUUGUAAGCUAUGUAGCUAGUUCUAUGGUUUAGUUAGUGUAGCUAGUUCUUGGUUCUGUUUGGUGUGCAGAGGUGAACCCUGUAUCACAUAUCAGUGAAUUCUUAUUUCUGCACUUACUUACACAAACAGCAGAAUCAUGAUGACUUCCCUUCCUAGAAUCAUGAGAUAAUUUCCCUCAGUUUAAGUGCUGCUUGUGAGCCAGAGUCAUGUGCCUUGUCUUUUUCUGUCAGUGUUGUUUCCAGUAUUGCAUAAGCUGUGUCAGUUUGUUGGAUGAAGUGCUUUCUUGGGAUUUCCAUCGAAAUGGGAGUUUUGCAACAUGUUAGAACAUUUUAUGGUUGUGCUUUUGGAUAGACCAGCACAUUAGAGAAAGAGGAGCAAUGCAAGAAGAAACAUAUGUGAUUUAUACAGAUACAAAAUUGCACUUUACUGUAUAGUACAAAAGUGAUUGUUGUAGAAGGUUGAAUUUCUUAAAAAAAAAGAUAAUAAUGUUACUUGUGAAGAAGUGUUGGUUUGACACAGCUUCUCUGAAAAGGAGAACACCAGCAGUUGCAGUUUUUUCAAAGUGAAUAUUUUUUUUUUUUGCAAAGACUCAGCUUUAACAAACAGGAUGACAAACGAAGAAGGUUUGAUAAUAAUAAUAGAGUUUAAAUAUGUAGUGUCAUUACCUUAUUUGGCAGCUCUCCAAACGGAACUUCCUGAAGGAUGUAAUAUGCAUAGCAUGACAAUGAUUAGCUGCAAUAACAAUUAUGUCAUUGAAAUGCCAAACGUGUGUGUGUGAGUACUAUAGUGUAUAGUAAUGUAGGGUGGGACUUAUGUGACAGGUCUCCAAAAGAAAAUAUUUAAAUUAAUUCAAAUGCAUAGCAUAAUAAUAAUCAGCUGUAUUAACAAUUAUGUCAAUGGGAAUGUUUGGGUGUGGGUGUGGGUGUGGGUGUAAUAGUUUAUGAUAUUACAUUGGCAGGCGAAGACUGUCAUGUCUCUGUGUAUACUGACAAUAAAGGCGUUAUUCAUCUUUC
Silurus meridionalis is the source of this 3538-nucleotide messenger RNA. RefSeq names its product C-X-C chemokine receptor type 3-like. The transcript has 3 exons. Gene Ontology annotation, cellular component: membrane. Gene Ontology annotation, molecular function: G protein-coupled receptor activity. Bases 231 to 1352 code for a protein of 373 amino acids. Gene Ontology annotation, biological process: G protein-coupled receptor signaling pathway; immune response. The record is from RefSeq and is a predicted model, not a curated record. NCBI's taxonomy places the organism in Eukaryota, Metazoa, Chordata, Actinopteri, Siluriformes, Siluridae.